This is a messenger RNA of Racocetra persica, 257 nucleotides long. The record is from the annotation of a GenBank genome assembly. Lineage: Eukaryota; Fungi; Glomeromycota; Glomeromycetes; Diversisporales; Gigasporaceae.
AUGCCGAUCUGUUAACAAAGGAAUUACUUAAUUAUGCAUCUAAAAAUGAUGAUUUAUUCGCAUGCAUUGGACGAUACAACGAAAAAAUGAGAGCUCGAUCAUCUAAAGACGUUAAGUCAUCACGUAACACAGCUCUACGACAAAAUAUUCCAGUUGGAACCUUUGGCUUUAUUUUUAGAUAUUUGGCGCUUAGAGCUAUUACCAUUAUUAUAUACAUUGUUGUAUUUAUUCAAACUCGUUCUUGGUUUUAUUCGUAA